AUGAAUUAUACAAGCUGUAUCUUAGCUUUGCAGCUUUGUGUGCUUUUGGGUUCAUCUACCUAUUGCUGCCAGGUUUCAUGUAUUGAGGAAAUAGACAACCUAAAGGACUAUUUUAAUGCAAGUACUUCAGAUGUACCAGAUGGUAGGUAUCUUUUCAGAGAUAUUUUGAAGAAUUGGAAAGAGGACAGUGACAAAAAAAUAAUUCAGAGCCAAAUCGUGUCCUUCUACUUCAAACUCUUUAACAAUUAUAAAGACAACCAGAUCAUCCAAACAAGCAUGGAAAACAUCAAGGCAAACAUGGUCUCUAUGUUCUUCAAUAGCACCAACAGAAGCAGCGACAGCAAACGGGAGGACUUCGAAAAGCUGAUGGAUAUUCAGGUCAAUGAUCUGAAGGUUCAGCGCAAAGCAAUAAGUGAGCUCCAAUCUGUGAUGAGUGAUCUGUCAUCAAGAUCUAACCUAAGGAAGCGGAGAAGGAGUCAAAUUCAGAUUCAAGGCCGGAGAGCAUCAAAAUAA
Messenger RNA from Talpa occidentalis (Iberian mole), 513 nucleotides. RefSeq names its product interferon gamma (gene IFNG). The coding region runs from base 1 to 513 and encodes 170 amino acids. Gene Ontology annotation, biological process: immune response. Gene Ontology annotation, molecular function: type II interferon receptor binding. Gene Ontology annotation, cellular component: extracellular region. The transcript has 4 exons. Lineage: Eukaryota; Metazoa; Chordata; Mammalia; Eulipotyphla; Talpidae. The record is from RefSeq and is a predicted model, not a curated record.